Molecule: messenger RNA, 594 nt
Organism: Malassezia globosa CBS 7966
Lineage: Eukaryota; Fungi; Basidiomycota; Malasseziomycetes; Malasseziales; Malasseziaceae
Exons: 1
Coding region: 1-594 (197 amino acids)
Biological process (GO): 7-methylguanosine mRNA capping
Molecular function (GO): mRNA guanylyltransferase activity
Source: RefSeq, a predicted model, not a curated record
AUGCAACAAUCACCUCGCUGCACAGACGGCUUAAUUUUCACAUGUCUCAGCAGUCGCUAUUCGUUUGGGACGAACGUUAAGAUCCUUAAGUGGAAACCCUCGCAGUCGCUCACGGUCGAUUUUCUUAUUCGAGUCAGACCGGAAGUAUAUGAAGGAAUUGGUUCCAAGAGGAGAGCAGAAGCAGCUAAUGAGAAGCCCGUGUUUGAACUAUAUGCUCGAACAAAUGAUGAUUCACACGUAUAUUUCGAUGAUAUGAGACUCAACGACGACGAAUGGGCUCGUUGGAUGCAAUUUGGAAAUGCCCUUGACGGACGGAUUGUAGAAUGCGCACCAUUUCUCGUCUCUUCGGGCACGGGCAUAAGCCAUACAUCUUGGAGACCCGUUCGUCUUAGGGACGACAAAAUUGUCGCAAACCAUCAGUCUGUGGUUACCUCGACCCUUGAAAGUAUCCAUCAUGGCGUAUCAGAGGAGAAGCUCUCGGAUUCUGCUCCUAGUGUUGCUGAAAAUUGGUUUAACCCCAACCGUUGGGCUCGUAGAGUCCAGUUCGAGAAGAACCAGUCACGCGUCUUCUCCGACUUGCAUUUGUAUAGUUAA